AUGCUCAAAAUCGUAGGCAUUGUCAUCUAUGUUGUGGAAAAUACCGGCUUUAAGCACUCCCCGACGUACAUAAGCGGCGAAGGGCCCAUCAUUGCGCACGCCCUUUCCCAGAACGUUCGCCCCGUGAAUAACCCCAUCGGCAGUCAUGUUGCGCUUGAUGUGGGAGAAAAUCCCGGCCUUCUCUUCCAGUGUUGCUGGAAUGCAGUGCAAGAGGUAGUACAUGGAAAUGGAAUCAAACUUUUCUGUAGUGGGGAGCGGCUUCAAGAUGUCGGCUUGGAUUCCGCGCGCAUCUAA
Penicillium taxi is the source of this 294-nucleotide messenger RNA. RefSeq lists its product as uncharacterized. The coding region runs from base 1 to 294 and encodes 97 amino acids. The record is from RefSeq and is a predicted model, not a curated record. The transcript has a single exon. NCBI's taxonomy places the organism in Eukaryota, Fungi, Ascomycota, Eurotiomycetes, Eurotiales, Aspergillaceae.